ACUUUUGAAGGUUAUAUUUAUUUAUAAUUUAUUGCAAUUUUCUCAAAAAAAAAAAAAAUAAAUAAAAUGGGCGAACAACUGGACUGGCCUUGGCAAUACAAUUUUCCGCCCUUUUUCACUUUGCAGCCGCACGCGGAAACCCGAGCCAAACAAGUGCAGGCAUGGAAAACCCUCAUAUUGGAUUAUUGUAAGAAGUGUAAAUUAUACUCCAUAGAUGUAAGAGAGGCGGGCAAUUUAGUGUUGUUUAAUAAUUCCAGUAUAAAUAGGAAAUUGGAGCAAGAUGUGAUAUUGUCUCUUUUACUUGAGCUGCAAAAAACUGGACAUGCAAGUUUUAUUGAUAAGUCGAAACACCGUUGGCAAAUUUACUGGCACACCCUGGACGAGUGGGGCUCAAUAAUCUACGACUACAUACAAUCAUCUGGUCUACAGAAUUCAGUAUUGACUUUGUAUGAACUAUCACAGGGUGAUGAGGUACGCAACGAAGAGUUUUUUGAGAUGCAACAAGAGGUACUUAUCAAGGUACUGCAAGUACUAGAAGAAACAAGAAAGUGUGAACUGAUUUGGUCGGAUGGGGAUCCAGGAGUUAAGUUUUUUUAAGCGAAUGUCUAUUAAUAUUAUGUUUAUAUGCUUUUUAAGUUUAAUUAUAGAGUAUAUUUGAUUUUU
Molecule: messenger RNA, 663 nt
Organism: Anthonomus grandis grandis
Lineage: Eukaryota; Metazoa; Arthropoda; Insecta; Coleoptera; Curculionidae
Gene: Vps25
Product: vacuolar protein-sorting-associated protein 25
Exons: 2
Coding region: 67-597 (176 amino acids)
Biological process (GO): protein transport to vacuole involved in ubiquitin-dependent protein catabolic process via the multivesicular body sorting pathway
Cellular component (GO): ESCRT II complex
Molecular function (GO): structural molecule activity; protein homodimerization activity
Source: RefSeq, a predicted model, not a curated record